UGGGGCCGGGCGCGGUGGCGGGGGCCAUGGCAUGCGGUGCAAGUUCAGGCCAGUGGAAGAAAAGAGCUGCCAAAGUGGAAUUGAACGAAACUCAAAAGCAAGAAAUUAAAGAGGCUUUUGACCUGUUUGAUGUUAAUGGCUCUGGAACCAUAGAUGUGAAAGAAUUAAAGAUUGCAAUGCGGGCCUUGGGAUUUGAACCAAAGAAAGAAGAAAUUAAACAUAUGAUAGCUGAAAUUGACUGCGAAGGAACUGGCACUAUUAGUUUUGAAGAUUUUUUUGCCAUUAUGAGUGUGAAAAUGAGUGAAAAAGAUGAAAAGGAAGAAAUAUUGAAGACUUUCAAGUUAUUUGACGAUGAUGAUACUGGAAGCAUAUCACUAAAUAAUAUCAAGAGGGUUGCCAGGGAGCUAGGGGAAAACUUAACUGAUGAUGAACUUCAGGAAAUGCUUGAUGAAGCCGAUCGUGAUGGGGAUGGAGAAAUAAACGAGGAAGAAUUUUUGAAAAUGAUGAAGAAAACUACCCUUUACUAAUGCUGCAUUUGGUGCCUUCUGGAAAAUGGUUGACAAAUUGUAUUUGCUAUCCAGUUCAAUAAUGUAACAUACGAAUGUGUUUAUUUUCAGUUUUUAGUACACACACACACACACGUUGGCCCAUUGAUAUGGGAUAUGAGAGAAGCUAUGCUCCUACCUAUCUGUCGCUGAGGCUAUGGCGGCAUCACGAAAUGAAGCGAGAACUUUCUUUGGAACACGAAAGCAAGCACAGUGUGAAUUCCAGCUGCCAUGUUUUAAGUGUGCAGGUUCCCAAGAGCUAACAUUUUCUAAAUGCUGUGGGCCCACACCAGGGGGUUUGCCUAACAAACUGUUACUUGCUCUGUUACUUUCCUUUUGUGUUACCCUAAGGAAACUGAGUAUUAUUUACUUUUUAAACAAUGCUUUAAUAUGUAAAGUAAUAAAAGUGACUGGUGGCUAGA
Perognathus longimembris pacificus (Pacific pocket mouse) is the source of this 967-nucleotide messenger RNA. RefSeq names its product centrin-4. Gene Ontology annotation, molecular function: calcium ion binding. The coding region runs from base 27 to 527 and encodes 166 amino acids. Gene Ontology annotation, cellular component: centriole; centrosome. The transcript has 5 exons. The record is from RefSeq and is a predicted model, not a curated record. Gene Ontology annotation, biological process: centriole replication; mitotic cell cycle; nucleotide-excision repair. NCBI's taxonomy places the organism in Eukaryota, Metazoa, Chordata, Mammalia, Rodentia, Heteromyidae.